This is a messenger RNA of Lobosporangium transversale, 774 nucleotides long. RefSeq lists its product as hypothetical. Gene Ontology annotation, biological process: translational initiation. The coding region runs from base 311 to 724 and encodes 137 amino acids. The transcript is spliced from 5 exons. Gene Ontology annotation, cellular component: cytoplasm. The record is from RefSeq and is a predicted model, not a curated record. Gene Ontology annotation, molecular function: translation initiation factor activity; RNA binding. Lineage: Eukaryota; Fungi; Mortierellomycota; Mortierellomycetes; Mortierellales; Mortierellaceae.
AUCAACUACUGCGGAUGUUAUGUCAUACUUGGAAUUGCCCUGGACAGCAGGAAGGACAUAUUUUUUUUUCUUUUUUUUUUGAAGAGUGAACCAAUGACGGAUAUAUACAUUCUCAUACUUUAAAGGGAUUCUUCUUUCUCUUCUUCACAUCACGACUCAAGAAAUCCUCUGAAAGGAUCAGUAUCUAAUCAUAAUAUAUAUCUCCCUCUCCCUUUCUCUUUUUUUUAUUUCUUUCUCAUUAUUACUCUCGCUUUUUCUUCUCGACCCGAAACAAAUAACAAACGAUAUUAUUCUACAGGAUUAAACAAUCAUGCCAAAGAAUAAAGGAAAGGGAGGAAAGAACAGAAGACGUGGAAAAAACGAGAACGAAGGCGAGAAGCGUGAGUUGGUCUUCAAGGAAGAUGGACAAGAAUAUGCUCAAGUCCUCAAGAUGCUCGGAAACGGUCGUGUAGAGGCCCAAUGCUUUGAUGGCGAAAAAAGGCUAGCACAUAUUCGUGGAAAGAUGAGAAAAAAGGUCUGGAUCAAUCAGGGAGACAUCAUUCUUAUUUCUCUCCGUGAUUUCCAAGACGACAAGGCGGACGUCAUUCUCAAGUAUAACACUGAAGAAGCUCGUAACUUGAAGGCAUAUGGCGAGUUGCCCGAAAGCGCCAAAAUCAACGAAACCGAUACCUUCCAGGGUAGCGAAGACGAGCUUGAUGUCGAGUUCGAUAUUGACGAGAUUUAAAUAUGACCCCCCACUCCAUCUUAUUUUUGUCCCAUUACGUUUCUUUUACC